UGGGAGCCGUGGGUGGAGCGCGUGACGCCUCCACGAGGAUCGCAGGGAGUUGUAGGCCUGUCUUGUCCGAAAGCUGUGAGCUCGCUCUUCGGGGGAACCGCUACACCUGCGAAUCGGAGGCGAAUGACUCGAAGCGGGUAGACUUCUGGGAGUCGUAGUCUUUUUCCCCGCUUCCGCGUUCCUCGCGGCUUGGCCCUUCCAGCACGGGUUCUGCUUUGUAGGCGUCCCAGGAGACAUGGCACUCCUCUCCGGGAUCCCCCCACGCAUGUCUCCCGGCGGCCCGCGCCCGUCAGGACUGCCCUAAGCAGCCAGGGUCCCUGCUGACCGGCUUUGGACUCUGCGGCGCAGUCUGACUCCUCGGUCUCACCCGCAAAGCUGGGUGCAGUGCGAGCCCACCCUCCUCUGUCCUGGUUACAACCUAGAGCGGUCAGGGCUGGCCUGGAGGGAUACUGAAGGCGGCCUUGGGAGCUCAGAGGCGGCGCCGGCAGGGUUCAGGAAAGAUUUCCAGAACAAAGGACCUCAUGCCCAAAUGAAUUUCAUGCCCAAAUGAAAUUCCAGAUUCUCUGCCCUUGAUAAACAAGAGAUCCAGAAUCCGACCACUUCUCUCUACUUACACUGCCUCCACUCUGCUCCGAGCCACCAUUAUUGCUCACCUGGAUCAUUGCAGGAGCCUCCUCACAGGAGUAGCUGACCCUUCCCACCCCUCCUGGACCCCGCGAUGCCCGCGCCGCAGUGCGCCUCCUGCCACAAGGCGCGCGCCGCCCUCCGCCGUCCACGCUCCGGCCAAGCGCUGUGCGGCACCUGCUUCUGCGCUGCUUUUGAAGCCGAGGUGCUGCACACGGUGGUCGCGGGCCGCCUGCUGCCCCCCGGCGCCGUGGUGGCCGUGGGUGCCUCGGGAGGCAAGGACUCAACAGUACUGGCCCACGUGCUGCGCGAGCUGGCACCGCGCCUGGGCAUCUCGCUGCAGCUGGUGGCCGUGGACGAGGGCAUCGGCGGCUACCGGGAUGCGGCGCUAGCUGCCGUGCGGCGCCAGGCGGCCCGCUGGGAGCUGCCGCUCACCGUCGUGGCCUACGAGGACCUCUUUGGGGGCUGGACGAUGGACGCAGUGGCCCGCAGCACAGCGGGCUCCGGCCGUAGCCGCUCCUGCUGCACCUUCUGCGGGGUGCUGCGGCGUCGGGCGCUGGAGGAAGGGGCGCGCCUCGUGGGAGCCACGCAUGUCGUGACAGGCCACAACGCGGACGACAUGGCGGAGACCGUGCUCAUGAACUUCCUGCGGGGCGACGCCGGCCGGCUGGCCCGGGGCGGGGGCCUGGGCUCGCCGGGCGAGGGGGGCGCCCUGCCGCGCUGCCGCCCGCUGCAGCUGGCGUCGCAGAAGGAGGUGGUGCUGUACGCGCACUUCCGCCGCCUGGACUACUUCUCGGAGGAGUGCGUCUAUGCGCCCGAGGCCUUCCGCGGCCACGCGCGCCACCUGCUCAAGCUGCUGGAGGCGGCGCGGCCGUCGGCGGUGCUGGACCUCGUGCAUUCGGCCGAGCGCCUGGCGCUGGCCCCGGCCGCGCGGCCCCCGCCCCCCGGCGCCUGCUCCCGCUGCGGGGCGCUGGCCAGCCGCGCGCUCUGCCAGGCCUGUGCCCUCCUGGACGGCCUGGACCGCGGCCGGCCCCGCCUCGCCAUCGGCAAGGGACGCAGGGGGCGGGACGAGGGGGGGACCCCGCGGGAGCCGGGGCGGGUCCGAACGCCGGUCCCUGAGGCGGUCCCCACUUUCUAGGACCCCCAGUGCUCCUCUGGGAUCCCACCAGGGAGCACGGGGCGCCUGUAAAUGACUGUGAAUAAACCUGAGUUACCUU
Rhinolophus ferrumequinum (greater horseshoe bat) is the source of this 1841-nucleotide messenger RNA. RefSeq names its product cytoplasmic tRNA 2-thiolation protein 1. Bases 719 to 1762 code for a protein of 347 amino acids. Gene Ontology annotation, molecular function: tRNA binding. Gene Ontology annotation, cellular component: mitochondrion; cytosolic tRNA wobble base thiouridylase complex. The transcript is spliced from 5 exons. NCBI's taxonomy places the organism in Eukaryota, Metazoa, Chordata, Mammalia, Chiroptera, Rhinolophidae. Gene Ontology annotation, biological process: tRNA wobble position uridine thiolation. The record is from RefSeq and is a predicted model, not a curated record.